Kwoniella botswanensis is the source of this 432-nucleotide messenger RNA. RefSeq lists its product as uncharacterized. The record is from RefSeq and is a predicted model, not a curated record. The coding region runs from base 1 to 432 and encodes 143 amino acids. NCBI's taxonomy places the organism in Eukaryota, Fungi, Basidiomycota, Tremellomycetes, Tremellales, Cryptococcaceae. The transcript is spliced from 4 exons. Gene Ontology annotation, molecular function: nucleic acid binding; zinc ion binding.
AUGGGUAGACUAAGGAGAUCAAGAACCCAUCACGCCCGACGAGACGUCCAUCGACUCGCCCGUACUCGAGUCAGAGUCAAGGAUUUAGACCAGAUUGAGAUCGAUCUCAGACCGGGGAACAGAGCAAAGUUGGAAAGACAGGAAAUUGAUGAGGAUAAACCUGGAUUGGGACAACAUUAUUGCGUCGAAUGCGCCAAGUACUAUGAAACUGAUUUAGCUUUGAGGAAUCAUACGAAAUCUAAAGUUCACAAACGUCGUUUGAAGGAGCUUCGAGACCCCGCUUACACACUCACCGAAGCCGAAAAAGCUGCUGGACUAGGGCAAGACAAUAGACAAAGAGGUGUUGAAGAGGUAGUCAAGAGAUUCGAAGGAAUGAACAAUGAGUCAAACUUAACUGGUCAGGAGGGACAGAAGGAGGUCCCAGCUGCUUAG